AUGGCACUUCUUGCCAAAAGUAAGCUGGGUUUUGUUGAUGGGUCACUUCCCGUUCCACAGGAGAAAGAUGAUAUUUCCAACUGGGAACGAUGUAAUGAUUUGGUUGGAAGUUGGAUUCUUAAUUCAGUCUCACCUGAGAUCUGUCCAAGCAUCAUGUAUGCUGAAACUAUAGCACAAAUUUGGACAGAUCUUAAGGAUCGUUUUUCUCAAUCAAAUGCUCUUAAGAUCUAUCAAUUGAAACAAUCAAUCUCUUCCCUCAAGCAAGAAGGUAUGUCCGUUUCAUUAUAUUUCACACAACUCAAAUCCUUAUGGGAAGAACUCAGUUCCAUUGUCUGCAUCACUCCAUGUAUUUGUGGUAAUGCUAAAAGCAGUAUUGAUCAACAAAAUCAAGAUCGUGCCAUGGAGUUUCUUCAAGGAUUCCAUGAUCGUUUUUCAGCAAUUCGCAGUCAAAUUCUCUUGAUGGAGCCGUUCCCUUCAAUUUAG
Molecule: messenger RNA, 483 nt
Organism: Pistacia vera
Lineage: Eukaryota; Viridiplantae; Streptophyta; Magnoliopsida; Sapindales; Anacardiaceae
Exons: 1
Coding region: 1-483 (160 amino acids)
Source: RefSeq, a predicted model, not a curated record